AGUUUCUGCUUGCUCAAAGUGUUAAGUUGCUAAACUGGUGUCUAAAAAUGAAGUCCGUAUUCGUGAUUGCACUUAUCUUGGCAGUAGCCAGCUGCCAUGGUGCGGAGAUUGCUGAGCCUCUGGCAGCUCAGGACCGCUCUUUCUCCAGCGUUAUUAUGGAAUUCGUUGACGAGGAUUUAAGGUCGUUCCUGCGAACCGGCGGAGGUGGAGUUCCCGUUCUGGCUCCCCUGACAGCCUCCCACAAGUCCCUCGACAUUAGCAGCGGAGAGUUCAAGAUCAGUGGCGAGGUGGAGGACUUUGUGCUGCAAGGUCUCGAUGGCUACGAAAUUAUAAUCAUGAACUUGGACGUGAUCAGAAGUCGGUUCACUUUUCACCUCAAAUUCCCCAGCGUCAACAUCACUACCCAGUACAAGGCUGAUGUGGGCAGCGGCUGGAGCAUCGAGCGAUCCGGUGGCGCCUUCGUUGCCCUCGAAAACCUAAACAUCGAGGGCCAGAUCAGCUACUCCCUGGGCGUCAUCUCCAACAACCUCAGGGUGAAGAAAAUCGUGGUCUACCCCUCGGUGGAAAACGUCAAGUCGGAGAUCGAGAACCUCUCCAAGUACCGCAUCCUGAACCGCAAGCUCAACGAAAUCGUCGAGGAGUUCGUUACCCUGACCAUCAACGACAACACCGACUAUGCCGCCAACUGGGUGGAUGAGCUCCUCACUCCCAUCUGUAACGACCUCAUCGGUGACCGUACCCUGAGUGAUAUCAUCGCCAUUAUUACGGGAAACUAACAGUCCCCAAUUAAUAAUUCAAAUUUACCCAAAGAUAUUGCCAAAAAUUCCAAUAAAGACAAAGAAAUUACCUAA
Messenger RNA from Drosophila ananassae, 851 nucleotides. RefSeq lists its product as uncharacterized. The coding region runs from base 48 to 776 and encodes 242 amino acids. NCBI's taxonomy places the organism in Eukaryota, Metazoa, Arthropoda, Insecta, Diptera, Drosophilidae. The record is from RefSeq and is a predicted model, not a curated record. The transcript has 2 exons.